GUGAUGUGUGUCCCGAGGGAUGUUUGAUGGAUUAAUGCUGAGCAGCUCCAUUGCGAUGUACCACCUGAUCUCACUCCCACCGUCUGCCUCUAUAAAACCUGCCUGACUGCUGAUCUCAGCUAGUCUCUCAGUCUCUCCUCUCUCUGUCUGUCUGUCUCUCUUUCUUCCUAUCUCUCUCUCUCUCUCUCUCUUUUCUCUAUCUCUUCCUCCUCUCAGCCGCCUCCGCUGCAUGGCCGGGAGCUAUCCAGUGCUGAACAAGUGAAUUUUUUCUUUUUUUCAGCAGCGUAAGCGGGUGUAUGUGUGUGUGUGUGAGUACAGUAGCAGGCACACACACACACACAGUGUUGUACCAUCAGACAUCUCUCUCUUCUCCUGCGUGCUCUUCAUUUUUUUCUUUAUCUAGCCGCUGUUCUUUUUUUUGUUUUUUCUUUUUUUUAGUUUCUGGGACGUGGAUCUUUUUUUUUUAUACACUGGAUUUCAUUCGGGACGGUUUUCACCGGGAUUUUUUUUUCUGUCUGCGGCCGAUGUGAAGGAUUUCUGGUGCGUCUGUGCGGCCGUGUGUGAACCAUGCCUCGCUCAUUCCUGGUGAAGAAAAUCAAACUGGAUGAUUUCUCCUCGUCUCCCGUAUCAGCGUCUAACCAUCAUCACCAUCAUCAUCUCGAUGACUCCUUUACGCGCUCUCGCUCCAGCCUGGGCGUCCGGCUUUGCGAUAAUGGCUACAUCCAGGAUUACAUCAGCUCUUCUGAAUACACAGAGGAGAAGCAGGCCGACAUGAAGCUGAGCUCGGAUCCGCUGUACUCCCCGGUCAGCAGCGGGGAAGGGGAGUACUGCCAACCGGACUUGGAGCACCCAGACAGCCCCCAGUCCGGCCUCACGGCCCGCGGAUACUUCAGCAGCGAGAGUGAAUCUCUCAGCGAGGGCUACACCAUGGACGCGUUCUUCAUAUCUGACGGCCGUUCGAGGAGGAAGGGAGAGGUCCCCGAAACAAGGAAAGCCGCCGAUGAAGAGAAAGAAGUGGCGGCGGUGAGCAACGGAGGUCCCCGACACACCUGCAACGAAUGCGGAAAGACCUACGCCACUUCAUCCAACCUGAGCCGACACAAGCAGACCCACCGCAGCCUUGACAGCAAGAUGGCCCGCAAGUGUCCCACCUGCGACAAGGUUUACGUGUCCAUGCCGGCGCUGGCCAUGCACAUCCUCACUCACGACCUCAAGCACAAAUGUCACGUGUGCAGCAAAGCCUUCAGCCGGCCCUGGCUGCUUCAGGGUCACAUGCGAUCGCAUACAGGAGAAAAACCCUUCGCCUGCGCCCACUGCGGGAAAGCCUUCGCCGACCGGUCCAACCUACGAGCGCACAUGCAGACGCAUUCGGCCUUCAAACACUACCGCUGCAAGCGCUGCAAUAAGACCUUCGCGCUGAAGUCCUACCUGAACAAGCACUACGAGUCCGCCUGCUUCAGAGGCUCCGGAGACGAGGACGAGUCUGGCUCCGAGAAUUAACAAAACAGAAAGGAUGAAGAUGAGUUAACGCUCGCGCAAAAUUCUCCCCACAGACUCCCUUCACAGACCCCACUUUCCCUUUUUUAGAAAGCAAUAUUUUCACCGAGAAAAAAAACCAAACCAACCCAAUAAUAAGAAGACAAUAAUGAAUAGAUGCUGGAUUUUUUUCUUUGGUAAAAAAAAAAAAAAGACCCUCUCAUAUAGACACGUACAAUUACGAGGCCUGGCAUGCAAAUUUUUAUGAACAUAAUAAUAUUAAUAACAAUAGUAAUAAUAUUUAGAUUCCUGAUGUUUUAUAGUAAAUGAAAAAAAAAAGACAUAAAAAAGACAGCAACAGGUUUGUGCUUUUUGAGAAAUGAAAUCAAUUUGUAUUUUUAUGCUGCUCUUUUAUUUUGAAUUCUUUUGCAACUGCCAACAUGAACUUUUUAUGAAAAUGUGAAUAAUGACAGUAUUUGCAAAAAAGAAAAAAAAAAGAAGAUUGUAGACCUCUGAAAAGGUACAAACUUUUGUUACAUUUUUGGUAUUUUAUUUAUAAUUGUUAUUUUUAUAUUCAAAGUUUCCUGCAGUUUCUUGGUUCCAUUAUUUAUUUGUUUAUUUAUUUAUUUAUUUAUUGUGCCAAUCAUGUCCAGUAACUAAUUGAGCAGAGCGAUCUUCACUCUGUGUUUACCAUACGGAGGAAACAGCACUCAAGACUAAGCAUUUCAGUGAUCUCCAAACAUUCGAAACGUACAAAAUACGGACGACAGGGACUUUCAACAACAUCUCUGCUCGCUCUGCUGGGCUUCCUCACACUAAAACAGACUGCAUGUGCUCCAGAUGCCUGGAGCUCCGCCCCUUGUCUUCCUGCUCCAUGAUUACCUCACCCAGAGGCAGGUAUGACCUCUAACCUCUGCUCUGUCCACGCUCUCAAAGCGCCCAUCACACAAACCUCAUUUCUACCAUUCCAGUAUUGUUGUUGAGUAUUUAUGUAUUUAUUUAUGCACUAUUUUCAUUUUCUUAUUUAUUUCACGUGUAUUUAUUUGUGUACCUAUUUAUCUACUUAUUUAUUUAUUUAUUUAUUCGGUUGAUUAUUCUCUGUGUUAUUGGAUACUGAACUGCCGUUGACCUUUUAAGAUGCUGCUCUUUAAUGAAAAUCUUUAUAUGCAUGAUUCAGCUGUAGAGGGAUUUUAUUCUUUUUUUGAGAGGGACGGUAUGCAGUGUUUAAAAGCAGAUGAAUUCAGGUGUGAUGCUUUGUUUAAUGGGCAAUAAUUCUUCUUAGGUACAGCAACUUGUAUAAUCACAGCUGUCCUGUUAGCAGUCAAUGUAGGGCAAUAAACAAAAACCUCCUUAAUAUCUCAAAGGUCAUUCUCUCCAUUUCGUCGUUUCUAGAACUCCAUUUCUUGCUAAGACCAUCCAGAAUGUCUACAUAUGGCGUGUAUGUGUGACUCCACCCAUAUCUGUGACAUCACAGUUCAUCUCAUUGCCAAAGGCCAAACAAUUUAGUCAUCGAGAAAUCUUUCACAUGUGAACAUCAACAAAAAACGUACAUUGCUAUAUUACUCCCUGAAAGUGCAAACUGAACUCGACAGAUAAUAAAAUUCUUGUUCUUUUUGUACUUACAAAUUUAAACAUUUUAAUAAGAAAGUCAGCAGCAAUAAGCCUUUUUCUAACUGAAUUUUUACUAUUAUCACAGACUUGAUAUUACCGUCUUAUGUCUCAGCAAUAUUUUUGAAUGAAAUGAUAAAAAGACUAACCCACAGCAUGACAUAUUUCAUGAAUUUGGCUUUAGCUGUCCAAAUAAAUCCCAUCAUAAGCUGCGGCCGCCAGACGAUGACAUGAAUAUGACAGAGUUUCAGUGACAUGUGAAAUAGAAGUCCCAAAUCCUAGAUCCAGAAAUAAUGACACCCCCUGAACGGCCAAUCAGGAUGGAUUAUUCAGUGUUUGGGAGAAAGGAGUGCUGGGUUCAGGACAGAGAUGAAACAAAAUAGAGGCUUAAUGGCAGCAUUGAUGAAAAUAGCAGAGCAUAUGGCGCCAAUGUGCCGCUGCCUGUAUAAUAAAGAUCUGAAAGAUGUUUGGAGAUGAAAGGAUGAGAAGUGCAAUCAGAAUGCGACAGUGUAAAUCGGCUGUCUCCUUGCUGCUUCUCCUCUGAAGCAGAAAAAGCGGAAACAAAACUGCUUAUUUUGAUAUAAAAUUAAAUUUAGCACCAUCACGAGGAAUGAAACCUUGCACCAGGACAAUAUGCAUCAGCAUAUGCGAUGCAGCUCAUGUCAAAGAGAAUAGAGGCUAUGUCCACUCCCCUAAAGGGUUAACAGGUGUUGGUGGACAGACAGUAGUCUGAGAGCAUAAUUGAGUCUGAGUUUGACCUUGUGAGGAAGGUCGAGCAGCACCAGCCAAAGGCUCUGUCAGCGUUUUGCAUAUUGUAAAAAGGACGGCACAAUCUCAGUAAUGGGCCAAAACCUGUGGGGAAUAGAUAAUGAGUUUCUCCUCCCACUUUUCUUCUCCUCUUCGCCUCUUUUCCACCCAAUCCUGACCUCGUACAGUGGCACGCUGCGUCUCACGUGCACUAGCAGAGUUCUGCAUGGUAUUUCACACUCACUGCUGAUGGACAUCAGUGUCAGAAAUAUAAAAAACAACUAUUCAAAUUAAAAUAUGCACCGUCUGGAAAACAUUUUCGGGAAAAUGUUUACUCGAAAAAUUAAUGCUUGAUCACCGGUAGGUUGAUUACAAACAUAAAUCAUUACAUUUUAUAAAUAUACAAGAUAACGUGACUUUUUUUCAAGUAUCUUAUUCUAAACUAGACAGACCAACGGGAAAGAACAUUAUACAUAUAUAAAUUCCAUAUAUAAUGGAAAGUAUAAUGGCUUUCACAAGAAUAUUAAGCAACAAUAUAAACUCCAAUACUGAUAAUAAGUAAGAGUAAAGGCUGAAAUUUCAGAUUUGCCAUCAAAAGUGACAUUUGACAAUACAUUAAUUUGAAAAUAGUUGUAAAAAUAUUUCACAAAUACUUUUUACAGUAUAUUAUUGUUCAGGAAAAUGCAGCCAAAAGACUAAGAAAUAAAAAAAUUGUACUUUUGAAAGGUAGCGUAUAUGUAAAAUAAACUAAUGUUAUCUAACAGAUAUAUCAUGUAGAAGUGUCCUCUCAUUUUAAAUAUCUGUAGCACAUUUUGUGGUAUUCUUGCUAAAAAUCCUAUUAAUUUCUGACCCUAAUGGACAUUCAUCCUGCUUUUUUUUCCCCCUAAAUCAUCCCUUCAUAUUUCUGACACACCCACAGCUGCGAAGAAUCAACAGACUAUCUGUUAUGAAUAUCCAUCUGGAUAUUUUCCAUUGUAAUAAGGCUUGAAUUUAGAGUCAAUUCUAAUUAUGCAAAGCUUGAUGUAAUGUAGAUGAGCUCUUAAAUACUAUUCCAAAGGACUACCACCAUCUCUUUGUUUUAAGAAAAAAAACAUUUUCCGCAAAUGUUCAGAAAUGUGAGAUAACCGAAGAAGAGACUGAGAAAGAGAAUGCUUUUUUUUGCCUGUUUUUCCUAAAGCAAGUGUAAAUAUGUAUGUAUAUAGAUCUCAGCAAUAAUGAGACACCGCAUGCGAGCAGAUCCCUUUGCUUUUACCUUUUCUGAGCCGUUUAACCCUGGACAGGCUGAACAGGAUCAGGGACUUCAUUAGCUCAUUACUUGCUGUAGCUACCAGCAAUAUUAACAAUGCUAAUCAUUCUCUCUCUGUUCACCGGGAUCUACACAUAUUUCUUUGUCUCGGUCCCUCUUUUUCUCUCCUGUUUUUUUUUUUUUUUUUUUUGUGGAAGUGCCCAGCCUGGCUGAACAAUAAUAUGAAGUGCCAAAAAAAUAAAGAGUUAUUUCCAUGACAAAAGCCUUCAGCAUAUGGUAGGCAACUCACAGCCCUCCAUAUGGUCCUUGAGAGAUUUCAGAUUGUCUCUCUUCUUUUCCCUUGCCUUCUCUCUCUAUCUUCCUGCCUCCCUGUGUAAAACCGUAAAGAUUUUUCCACUUCUGAUGUUACAUUUUGCCUGUUAUGAAGGGUAAAGCCAAUAGUGAUGUUUAUGAACAAUAAAAUCAAUAGCACAAGCA
This is a messenger RNA of Puntigrus tetrazona (Sumatra barb), 5554 nucleotides long. RefSeq names its product scratch family zinc finger 2 (gene scrt2). Gene Ontology annotation, molecular function: RNA polymerase II cis-regulatory region sequence-specific DNA binding; DNA-binding transcription factor activity, RNA polymerase II-specific. Gene Ontology annotation, biological process: regulation of DNA-templated transcription. NCBI's taxonomy places the organism in Eukaryota, Metazoa, Chordata, Actinopteri, Cypriniformes, Cyprinidae. The transcript is spliced from 2 exons. The coding region runs from base 568 to 1500 and encodes 310 amino acids. The record is from RefSeq and is a predicted model, not a curated record.